AGUUGCUUACAACUGUGUGAACUCAGCGGAACUUCCUUUUGAGGGAGAUUCAAUGUACAAUCGCCAUUACAUCACAAACAGCAUAAAACCCCUACAUCCCUGCAUUAAUGUGGCCAUUUCGAUUUCAAUAAAAGAACGAAUGAAAAACGACGAGGUCAGAAGUAUUGGAAAACGAUUUCGUUCAUCCUGGAUAUGACAAUUCACAAAUUUGUAACCAAGGAACCCAAGCCUUAGAGUCGCUUUCCAUUCUUUAAAAUCACAUUUAUCUCCGACAUUAUGCGUGGCAAACCAAGUUAUGACAAUACCAAUGAAAAGUGGCCAUUUUAAAUAAAGAGAUGUGCAUUUGUUUUCUUUUGUCUGACGCAUGCGUGCUCCCAACGAUGUAAUUACGCUACUACGUUGUAACAUUAAACCCAGCCAAUGUAUCACUAAGACAUAAAAUGAGAAAUUCAACUCAAAAGCUAGAAAACAAAAAUAAUAAAAGCGAAAAUUUUAAAAUUAAAGUUGUAAAGAAAAUAAUCACGUUAUAAAAUAUAACAACUAAAACAACGACAAUAAUAACGCUAACAAUAGAAAAGGAAACAGGAAAUCCAUCUCUAUAUUUUAUUUGUGUUUCUGUACAUAUUUCAAAAACACUAACCAGCGCCACCUACCAAUAAUAAACAACUAAAAGCAAAAAGAAUGACGAAAAUGUAAAAAAAAAAGAGACUAAUAAGAGAAAAAAAAACGAUAAAAAGCAAAUCUGAAUAUUUUGCUUUAUUGAUUUUUGUUUGUUUUCCAAUAUUAUUUUAUAUGUUUUUUUUUCUUUUUUUAAUUUUAUUUAUCUUCAAUUUAAUCGAAGAAAAUAACUUAAAUUCAAAAUUUUAAAAUACCCUAAACAAAUCAUAUCGAUUUAAAUCAAACGAAAGGAGCGAGAGAGAGUGAGAAGGAGAAAGUCAAAGAGAGAGAGAGAGCGAGAGAGAGAGCGAGAGAGAGAGCGAGAGAGAGAAAGAGAGGGAGAAAGAGUAAAUAUUAGAGAGAUUGUAAAAGAAAGAGAAACAGAGAGAAUCGGAAAGGUGAUAAAAUUUAAAUAGAAAUAUAUAUAAAAUGUACAUAAAACGUAAAAUGAAGACGAGUUAAACGUGUGUGUAUGUAUAUGUAUAUAUAUAUAUAAAUAUAUAAAUAUAUACAUAUACGGGUAUCUAUACAUAUUCACAUAUAUAUAUAUAUCCACUCAUGUAUAUAUUUGAAUAUAUGUCAAGAGAAAGUCAGAAAGAGAAACUUUAAACGGAACGAAAUGUGGAAGGAAAAAAAUGAUUUUUGGUUUAAAAGAAAGGAAAAAGGAUAAAUAACCCCGUUUUUCUUUUCUCUUCUUGUUAUUAUCAUCAUCAUCAUCAUCAUCAUCAUCAUCAUCAUCAUUAUUAUUAUUAUUAUUAUUAUUAUCAUUGUCUUUAAUAUUGCCUGUUUGUUUUUUUGUUGUUUUUGUUGUUUUUUUUUUCUCCUUCGUAGCCUUCCUUUAAUUACGCAUCUUAAGGAUACUCACCUAUUGUACGAAUACACACAUGCAAAAGAAAAAAAAAAGCAGACAAACAAAAAAAAGAACCCCUUCAUAUGAAUUUGAGGCUGUUUCACGUCACGCGUGAUCGCACAACAGAAAUUUCUCUCCGUAUUUAAAAAAAAAAAACAACCCCAUCACCAUCUUCUGUAUUCCAGAACGAUGUAACAUCAUUUUGAAGAUACUAAGAAAUAGAUACAUAUACUGCGGUACACAGACAUAUAUAUACACAUAUAUAUAAUUAUAUUUAUAUAAGUUUAUUAUUGUACAGUAACGUUAUAUAUUUUCAUAUAUAGUGACAAACCGUUACACACAUACACCCGCAGCCAUAUAUUUUUGUUUAUUUAUGUACUGGUGAGGUUUCAUUGUUCUUUUCCUCUUCGUUUCGUUGUUCUGCCUUAUCUGUAUAUACAAAAUAUUAUAGACACAUUAUAUAUAAAUUUAUGCCUUAGUGUGGCAUGUGCAUAUAUACACACAUAUAAACAGAAAAGAAGACAAACACAUGCAUUCAUAGGAGAAUCUUAUAAACGAACAAAUACACCCACACAUACGAACUUAUAUAUAUAUAUAUAUAUAUAUAUAUAUAUAUAUAUAUAUAUACGGAUCGCUGUGCGUUCUGAAAUUUUUUUAACGUUGUGAACCUCAAAGAUGUCUGUUGAAAUCAGUCAAGAAGACCACAGAAUGGUUGUUCAUAAUACUACAUACAGCUACCACACCGAUAAUUCGACAAUAUACUAUUUCAUGGACAACACGUCAUUCCUGUACCCAAAUCUUUCUCACUUGCCAUUCGCACCCGACGAAUAUGAGAGUCUAUCGAUCUCAACCAAUUCUGUGCCGUCACUUCGACCUCAAUUUUACAGCGUCGAACAUGCCAUAUCGACAUCCAUUAUACUGGGACUUCUCAUUUUAGCCACAAUUAUCGGUAAUGUGUUUGUCAUUGCUGCGGUGUUACUGGAGAAAAAUUUACACAAUGUUGGCAACUAUUUAAUCAUAUCGUUGGCGGUGGCUGACCUGAUGGUCGCAUCACUAGUCAUGCCUCUCAGUGCUGUUAGUGAAAUCAGUAAAAUAUGGUUUCUGCAAAAAGAGGUAUGUGAUAUGUGGACCUCCUUCGACGUACUCUGUUGUACGGCUUCGAUCCUUCAUCUGGUAGCGAUUGCGAUGGAUCGUUACUGGGCUGUGACCAAUAUAGAAUACAUACGAAACCGGACGCAAAAACGGAUUAUUAUCAUGAUUGUCCUUGUAUGGACAGUGGCCAUGUUUAUUUCGAUUCCACCGCUGUUCGGCUGGAAGGAGAUGCAAGACGAACCCGAUAUUCCGGAACUUUGCAUAAUCAGUCAAGAUCUAGGUUAUACCGUCUUCUCAACAGUUGGAGCCUUUUAUUUACCCAUGUUUAUCAUGAUGUUCAUUUAUUUACGUAUAUUCAUGGUGGCACGAUCGAGAAUCCGUAAGGAAAAAUUCGGCAAAAAGAAAACACCGAAAACAGACAGCAAAGAUCACACGACGGUGAGUUUGUUAUCGAAGCUGAAAGACGCCAAGAAACACUCUAGCCAGGAAUCAAGCCCCGAAAAAGACGUCCAGCAGCAACAGAACAAUCACGUACACCAGCACGAGCAACAACAGCAGCUGCCGUUAGUCGAAGGAGAUGGCAACCUGUCAACGAUCAAAGUGAAAAAUGGUCACGUGGACGAAGCUCACACGGUGAUGCUUCCAGUUGUCGAUCAAGCAGAAGCCGUCAGGCGAGAGAAAUUGAAAAACAAGGAGAAGUUAGAAAUCAAACGGGAGCGAAAAGCAGCGAGGACUUUGGCCAUAGUAACAGGGGCGUUUAUUGUGUGCUGGCUUCCAUUCUUUAUUAUUGCCUUGGUUCGUCCUUUCUUCAUGGAUGCGAUGGAGGUACCAAAGGUAGUGAUGAGUAUUGUGUUGUGGUUGGGUUACAUGAACAGCUUACUUAAUCCGGUCAUUUAUACCAUUUUCAGCCCCGAUUUCCGGAACGCAUUUCAAAAAAUCUUAUUCGGAAAAUAUCGACGGAAUAAACCUAGAAAGAAUUUCUACUGAAAAAAAGAUCAAACAAAAAGAAAAAAGAAACAUACAUUUUUUUUUUUUUUUCGUUUUUCAAAAUAUUGUCUGUUUUCAUACUUUCCGUCUGUCCGUUUGUCUGUCUUUAUUUCUUUCAGUGCUUGAACCAGUGACGUCCACGACGAGGUGACAGCGUCAUAAUGAUGUUGAUGAUAAAGAUGAUGUUGAUAAUGACGAUGAUGAUGAUGAUGAUGAUGAUAAUGAUGAUAAUGAUUAUGAUGAUGAUGAUGAUGAUGAUUGUGGAGAUGA
This is a messenger RNA of Octopus bimaculoides (California two-spot octopus), 3856 nucleotides long. RefSeq lists its product as uncharacterized. The record is from RefSeq and is a predicted model, not a curated record. NCBI's taxonomy places the organism in Eukaryota, Metazoa, Mollusca, Cephalopoda, Octopoda, Octopodidae.